UGAGAGAGAGAGAAAAGAAAGUGAGAAAAGAGCGUAUGUGUGAAAAAAAGUUAGUGUGAAGUGUUUAUGUGUGUAUGCGAAAGUGAGUUGAUGUGAGUAUGUGUGUGUGUAAGGGAUAGAGAAAGAAAGAGUAAAAGAGAGUGUGGGUGUUACACCGCACUCCGUAUGUGUGCGUGUGUGUGUCAGAGCUGCAAAACUUCAUUCCACUCUGUCGCAACAACGAUAUGUGGUUGACAGAUACGAGUAACGUGCUUUGUAGAUUAAACGUGAAGAUUUUUGCAAUAAAUUCAUAGCAGUGUCAAAUACAGUCUCACUUAACUUUACUAUAAUUAUUGCAAUUAUUAUAAUUAUCAUCAUUUACCAUCAUAUUUAAGAUUUUCACGAAUAUUUAUCACAAACUUACAGAGAAAGAAAAAACAAAAAAACAAAGGAGAAACAAAGAGAGAUCAUCAAAUAGUCGAGAUUACGUUAAAGUAAUAAAGAAAAAAGGAAACUCUUUAAAAGAACAUGAAUAUAAAAUAAUUUAUGAAGGAAAAAAAACGAAAUAAAACUUUAGGGAGCUUACAAACGAUUGUAAAGAAAAUUACACUUUGUUCCACAAAAGGACACAACAACAAAAAUAAUAAUAAUAUUAUUAUUAUCAUAAUGGAUUCUACAGUGAACCCUUAAAUUGUUUGGAAUUGAAAUGAAGAACACUUUAAGGAGAGGUGAUUUCUGAAGUGAAUUUUAUAUAUGUAUAUGUAUUACAUGUAUAUAUAACGAAAUAAGUCUUUUAAUGUUGCAGAAUAUGAGAGAUUGUUGUUUCUGUCAAACGAUAAUCUAAAGAAAGCGACGAAGUCUGAAGUUUGGCGAGACAGCUUCAGAAAAUAAAGUUUGGUUCGACAGCAUCGUAGAAUAAAGCUUGUGAGUGACCUGCUGAAAAUAUCAGCAGCGUCAUUCCUUACCAAAAUUCUUGGACUCUGAUUUGCUGUACAGCUUUCGUUGUUUUCUUCUUUUUUUAUAUAUAUUUCACACUUUUCCUUGCCCUGGACUUACACAAUGGAAUGUAAAUAUUUGGCUUUCUUGGUGCUAGCUGUCGUUGCUUAUUUAUGUAUUGGAGCGGCUAUCUUCCAGGAAAUCGAAGAAGAUGAAGAAAUUAACGAAAGGACCAAAAUUCGGAACGAAAUCAAAUAUUUUACCGCCAAUCACUCAUGUCUUGACAAGGAAAGACUUGCCAGUUUCCUAGAAGCCAUCGCCAGUGACCCUCUCUAUGCUUAUAAUGUUAUUCAGGGGAAAAGCCAUGUGACAAACCGAUGGACAUUUUCCGGAUCUUUCUGUUUUGUGGUAACAACAGUGACAACAAUCGGUUAUGGCGUCAUGGCUCCUGUGACAGAUGCCGGCAAAAUUGUGGUGAUCAUAUAUGCUCUGAUAGGCAUCCCGUUGACUCUUGUCAUGUUGGGACAUGUCGGAGACAAGCUGAAGGAUGUUGCUAACAAAAUCAACAACUUGAGCCUUUUUUCGCGUAAACCAAUCAUUAACAAAGCCGCAAACAUGGCCAUUAUCAUUAUUCUGGGGUUGACGUUACUGUUUGUAGCUCCUGCGCUUAUUUUUCAAGCGGUGGAAAAAUGGACGAUCUUAGAUGCUAUAUAUUUCUGUUUUAUCACUCUUAGUACCAUUGGCUUUGGGGAUUAUGUUGUUGGGAUUGGAGAGAAAAGUGAGACUGACGAAGCUAGCACUAAUGUUUACCGAAUUGUCACUUAUGCUUGGAUUGUCAUUGGUUUGGCUUAUAUUGCUCUUAUUAUCAACUAUAUCAGUAGUACGUUGGCAAAGAAGGGACAACAAGUACAGAAACAUGUGAAAAGACUUGAGUCCAGCAUGGAAAACCUGCAUCGGGAGAAAACACUUUCAAAGCCAGAAAAAAGUGAAAACAAUCAGGUACCGAUGUCGCCUGAGGAUAAAAAGUCCAUGCAAGAAAAUGGAAUAACACUAGUGAAGUUCCUUCCAAGCAGAGACUUCAAAGUUGAACCAAUUAACUAAUGAUGGAUCUAAUAAACUAAAGGAUUUAAUAUUUUCGACAUAGUAUUUCUUAACAUUAAUCUGAUUAAUUAUCAUCUUGUAUCUAUAUAUAUAUAUUCAUAUAAAACCAUUUGUAUCAAUAACAUCACAUUGAAUACUAAUAAUAUCAUACAUUUCAUGCAAACCAUCCUCAUAUCACACAUUGUAUAUUGCACAAAGAAAAAAGGAUUUUUAAACAUUCACACAUACACACACACACACACACACAUGCAUACAUACAAAUAUAUAUAUAUAUAUUUAGAGAAUGUUAGUUAUGGCCAGUUCAUAGGGUUACCAAGUGUUUCGCAUUCAUAAAGUAUUAGCUUUAGACAUGUCUCAUCAGACCUUAAUGGCUGGUGACCUAUAACCUUUCUUCAUUAGGGUCUGACUAGACGUGUGUAAAGCUAAGUGCUUUAUGGACACGAAACCCUAGGUAACCCUUUAAACUAACAUUCUCUAAAUACUCUCCUGCUCUAUAACUUAGAGUGUGCUUCUCUUUCAGAUUUAUAAUUUACUGAUGAAAUACACACACACACAAACACACUCACAAAAACACACACACACACACAAACGCACUCGCUCACACACAUACACACUUGUUCACACACAUUCUCGCUCACACACUUGCUCACACACACACACUCGCUCACACACACACUUGCUCACACACACACACACACUCGCUCACACACACACACACACAAACACUCACACACAAACACACACUCACUCACACACACAAAAACACACUCACACACACAAACACUCACUCACACACACAAAAACACACUCACACACACAAACACUCACUCACACACACACACACACUUACGUACAUAUACAUACCUACUUAGUGUUGGUUGUUGGAAAAAAGAGUACUCAACACCAUAGUAAAAGUAAAGUCAUUCUCUUGCUACUCUGAAUUUUAUGCACAAAAUACAUAAUAAAGAAACACAAAGAUACAUACAUUUUUUAUUUUAUUUUAAAACUUCUAAUUUCAAAAGACUGUUUUUCGAAGAACAUUUUUUUCCUAAAUAAUACGUUUCAAAGUGAACAGAUUAAUUAACUUUGGAAACGAACCGAAAUUCCAUCCUCAUGCCAUGAAGCAUUGAAUGUCUCUUUUCAAUGCUGAUUGACACAUUUGAUCAGUGAAAAUUUAGUUUUUGUCAAAGUGUAACACCAGUGUUUGAGAGUGACCAAUAUAGCUGGUGUAAUCAGUAUUAUUGUAUUACUGUGGCUUAUUUUAUGGAUUCCAGAUGGAUUUAGAUUUGAAUGAAUUUUAAGUCAGAACCCAAAGGGAUGAAGUUUAAAUCCUGUUAUGAAAACAAGGGCAGAUAUAAUUGCUAAAUGCUAAAACUCAGUCAAUUAUAUUCAGGAAUCCCCAAAAAGAUAUGAAGAAAAGCAAAAAGAAACAGUAACCCACCACCAAAAAUAAAAACGAAAAUGAAACAAAAGCAACAAAUAAGAGUGCAGUAUAAAUGUAAUUGUGGAAGCGCGUGGCUUAGUGGUUAGGGUGUCAGCACCAUGAUCGUAAGAUUGUGGUUUCGAUUCCUGGAUCGAGCAACGCAUUGUGUUCUUGAGCAAAACACUUCAUUUCACGUUGCUCCAGUCCACUCAGCUGGCAAAAAUGAGUAACGCUGAGAUGGACUGGCGUCCCGUCCAGCUGGAGAACACAUACACCAUUGAAACUGAGAAACCGGGCCCAUGAGCCUGGCUAGGCCUUAAAAGGGCGCAUUUAUUAUUAUUUAUAAAUGUAAUUAUCCUAUGAAAGAAAGGAGAGGAAGAAAAACAUUUGUCAUGGUGUAGAUAUGGCUGUGUGGUAAGAAGUUUGCUUCCCAACCACCUGGCUUCAAGUUCAGUUCCACUGCAAGACACCUUGGGCUGAAAUCUUCUAAUAAAGCUCCAGGUCAACCAAAGCUUUGAGAGUGGAUUUAAUAGACACAAACAGGAAGAAGUCCAUUGUAUAUAUUAUAAUGUGUGUGAGCAUGUGUCUGUGUAUGUGUGUGCCUUUGUGUCUAUCCCCCCAUUGUUUGAUAACCAGUUUUGGCUUGUUUACAUCCCUAUAACUUAGCAGUUAGUCAAAAGAAACUGAUAGAAUAAGUACCUGACUUUAAAAAUAAGCCCUGGGAAUGAUUUGUUCAACUAAAAGCCCAGCAUGACCACAAUCCAAUCUCUGAAACAAGUGAAAGAUAAAUGAAAAAACAAAUACAACUUUCUAAUGUUUCAGCAGUUGCACUUAAUGAAGGACAUCUAUUCAUUCUGUUGAUUUUCUUCCUGUGCCUUUUCUUUACUCCAUAUUGUAAUUGCAUUGAUGCUCUACAUUUGUUUGUUAUUUUUAUUUUUGGAGGAAGUUUUGCCUUGGUUUUGCCCAUAUUUUAACUGGAUAUCUGGAUAUUAACCCUUUCACUGCAAAAUUAAAUCUCAUGGUUAUUUCAGCCAGUAUUGAUGUUGAAUAUCUACUGAAAAUAGAACUGAUAUUUUCUGCAACUCGUGUUGUCUCAAUAAAGUUAACAAAUCUCAACAGAAAAUAAUUUCAAAAGACAUUUUCAGUAAAAAAUAGGUUGUUAUGUAAAACUGCUUUCUGUGGUUAACGGUAAUGAAGUUUUGAGUUGAUAUAUCUGCUUUCCACAGUAAAAAAAAUUAAUGAUUGUACUAGCACAAACUUAAUCUGGUAUACCACUAGAUCUAUCAAUCAAUCAAAUUAUAAUCCUUAAAACUCAGUGAGAUACCAUCUCUAAAACUCAACAGAAUUAAUCACUGAAAAUCAAUAAAUUAUAAUCAAAAUUUCAA
Messenger RNA from Octopus bimaculoides (California two-spot octopus), 4824 nucleotides. RefSeq names its product potassium channel, subfamily K, member 16. NCBI's taxonomy places the organism in Eukaryota, Metazoa, Mollusca, Cephalopoda, Octopoda, Octopodidae. Gene Ontology annotation, cellular component: plasma membrane. Gene Ontology annotation, molecular function: potassium ion leak channel activity; outward rectifier potassium channel activity. The record is from RefSeq and is a predicted model, not a curated record. Gene Ontology annotation, biological process: potassium ion transmembrane transport; stabilization of membrane potential.